UGUUGGUGAAACACAGAGCGCAGCCUCUCUUUCUUCGUUAGCCUCCUAUCAAGUCUAACUUGUUUGAAACUUAACUUAGUCGCAGAGCUCAGCUCGUAACGACUGCAGCAUUUUGUGAUGCUCGGUCCAAACAUGUCUGAUAUGUUGUCGCUGCCGUUCAACGUCUUGUCGUCUUAACUUUUUUUUCAUGUGCGCCACAGAGUCAGACACCGAUUGAUGCGACACUGAGGAGUGAGACCUCGUUUAUUCACCUUUCUCUGGUGUGUAAAUAAACAGCAGUCUGCCAACUUAGCCAGCGAAGACUAGUCUGUCAUUAUUUGACAGUAUAAACACACACGGUGCUGUUUCUCUGUGUGAAGGCGACAAAAUAUGAGCAGAGAGUCCAGAAUGAGGGCGACGAUAAACCAGAAGCUGACAGAGAUGGGAGAACGAGAGAGACUGAAGGAGUUACUGAGAGCUAAGCUCACUGAGUGUGGAUGGAAGGACCAGAUGAAGGCUCACUGCAAAGAAGUAAUCAAAGAAAAAGGCUUGGAGCAUGUCACUGUGGAGGACCUUGUGGUAGAGAUCACUCCUAAAGGAAGAGUCUUGGUGCCAGACAGCGUCAAGAAAGAGCUUCUCCAGAGAAUAAGAGCCUUUUUAACUCAGCAUGCCACAUAAUGUUUUAUUUUUACCAUUUUAACAUUUCAUUAGACCACUUGCCUAUAAUUGAUGAUACAGAAUAUUUUGACGAAUAGAUUUACUUGAAUUUUCAGUGAUGUACAGUGCUGACUCGCACUUACCUGUGACUACAGUGAUCACAUAUUUGUAAAUGCACUUACCUUGCACAUUUAGCUGAGCUUUGUAUAUGAGAAAUAAAGUUUUUGAUUUACCGGA
Molecule: messenger RNA, 873 nt
Organism: Toxotes jaculatrix (banded archerfish)
Lineage: Eukaryota; Metazoa; Chordata; Actinopteri; Toxotidae
Gene: eny2
Product: ENY2 transcription and export complex 2 subunit
Exons: 4
Coding region: 370-657 (95 amino acids)
Biological process (GO): positive regulation of DNA-templated transcription; poly(A)+ mRNA export from nucleus; regulation of transcription by RNA polymerase II
Cellular component (GO): SAGA complex; DUBm complex; nuclear pore
Molecular function (GO): transcription coactivator activity; chromatin binding
Source: RefSeq, a predicted model, not a curated record